Molecule: messenger RNA, 2808 nt
Organism: Myiozetetes cayanensis
Lineage: Eukaryota; Metazoa; Chordata; Aves; Passeriformes; Tyrannidae
Gene: NR2F6
Product: nuclear receptor subfamily 2 group F member 6
Exons: 4
Coding region: 567-1715 (382 amino acids)
Biological process (GO): cell differentiation; negative regulation of transcription by RNA polymerase II; anatomical structure development
Molecular function (GO): zinc ion binding; RNA polymerase II cis-regulatory region sequence-specific DNA binding; nuclear receptor activity
Source: RefSeq, a predicted model, not a curated record
CCCGCCGCACCCGCACCCGCACCGGGACCGGGCUGCGUGCGGCGGCGGGGCCCGGGGGGGCGAGGGCGGGUCGGGGCAGCGCCGCCCCCUCCCUCCUCCUCCUCUCCUCUCCUCCUCCUCUCCUCCUCCUCCUUCCAGCCGGUGCCGCGGAGCGGAGGAGCCACCGGGGGCGGGAGCGGCCCCCGCAUGCGGCCGGUCCCCGCGGGGGGAUGCGCCGCGCCCCGCGCCCGCCGCCGCAAAGUUUCCGCGGGGUCCCCCCCGUUAACCGGGGCGGGGAGGAGGAGGAGGAGGAGAAAUCGCUGGGAUAAACGAAUCCCUGGGCGAAAGGGAUCCCGGCGAUAGGGGAGGGCGAACCGAAAAAAAAAAAAAAAAGCCAAAAAAAAAAAAGAAAAAGAAAAAAGAAAAUAACCGUGAAAAUCCCAAACCGGCCGCCGCUCGACCAAAAAAAAAAAACCAAAAACAAAAACUUGCCGAACUCGUUUGCGGGAGGCACCGGGGCGGCUCCGCUCGAUGCGGCGGCGGGGCCGGCGCUGAGCCCCGCGGCCGGUGCCGAGCCCCGCGGAGCCAUGGCCAUGGUGGCCGGCGGAUGGGGAGAGCCCAACGGCGGCGGCGGCGGCGGCGGCGGCGGGGAGGAGGCGGCGUCCCCCGCGGGCGGCGGCAGCGACGCGGAGCACGGCGAGGAGGAGCGGGCCGGGGCCGCCGUGGACUGCGUGGUGUGCGGGGACAAGUCCAGCGGGAAGCACUACGGGGUCUUCACCUGCGAGGGCUGCAAGAGCUUCUUCAAGCGCAGCAUCCGCAGGAACCUCAGCUACACCUGCAGAUCCAACCGGGACUGCCAGAUCGACCAGCACCACCGCAACCAAUGCCAGUACUGCCGCCUCAAGAAGUGCUUCCGUGUGGGAAUGAGGAAGGAAGCCGUGCAGCGGGGCCGGAUCCCCCCGAGCCACUCCAGCACCAGCCCCAACACCAUCCCCAGCGGGGAAUACUUCAACGGGCAGCCGGUGUCGGAGCUCAUCUCGCAGCUGCUGCGGGCUGAGCCCUACCCGGCCGCCCGCUACGGCUCCCAGUACGCGCAGCAGGGCAGCGUGAUGGGCAUCGACAACAUCUGCGAGCUGGCCGCCCGCCUGCUCUUCAGCACCGUGGAGUGGGCCCGCAACAUCCCCUUCUUCCCGGAGCUGCCCGUGUCCGACCAAGUGGCGCUGCUGCGGCUCAGCUGGAGCGAGCUGUUCGUGCUGAACGCGGCGCAGUCGGCGCUGCCGCUCCACAUGGCCCCGCUGCUGGCGGCCGCCGGCUUCCACGCCUCGCCCAUGUCCGCCGACCGCGUCGUCUCCUUCAUGGACCAGAUCCGCAUCUUCCAGGACCAGGUGGAGAAGCUCAACCGGCUCCAGGUGGACUCGGCCGAGUACAGCUGCCUCAAAGCCAUCGCGCUCUUCACGCCCGAUGCCUGCGGGCUGUCGGACCCGGCGCACGUGGAGAGCCUGCAGGAGAAGGCGCAGGUGGCCCUGACGGAGUACGUGCGCUCCCAGUACCCGUCCCAGCCCCAGCGCUUCGGGCGGCUGCUCCUGCGGCUCCCGGCGCUCCGGGCCGUGCCCGCCGCCCUCAUCUCCCAGCUCUUCUUCAUGAGGCUGGUGGGCAAGACGCCCAUCGAGACGCUAAUCAGGGACAUGCUGCUGUCCGGGAGCACCUUCAACUGGCCCUACGGGACGGGGCAGUAGGGACGGAGCGCGGGGGGGACGAUCCCGGGACCGCCCCCCCGGCAGCUGGACGUGGACUCGUUCCCAUGGUGUCCCUGGGGUGUUCUGUGCUGGGCCUCGGCCUCAGAGCUCUGUCUGCCACAGGAGGGGGCCCUGCUCCCCGCAGAGGCUGUGGGGUCACGGGGGUGUCCCCCGAAACCUGAAGGUACUCUCCGUGUCGCCGCCGAUGGACACCGGACUGUUCUGGACCCCCUGGAGCUUCCCAGCCCCGCCCUAGUCCCUCCAGGGACUUUGGAGCAAACCUGGGGCUGGUUCCUCUCCCCGCUGUGGAAUUUGGAGCAUCCCAAGGGACCUCGGAGCACCCCCGGGGCUGGUCCCUCCCUCUGCCCAGGGAAGGGGGAUCCCACCCCCUCUGCUCCUCCAAAGCUGAAUUUCAGAUGUCAGAAGGCUCAGGUGGGAGGUGGUGGGAGAGGGGACCAGCCAGGCUGGGACCCCUGGCUCUAUCUCCCCACCCCAGCUCCAGUUCUGGGAAUUGUGGAAAAAGGGUCAUUUUAGAGCCCCUUUGUGCCCACCAGGCUGGAUCCAGCCUUGAGGACUGAUGGGCUGAGCUCGGAGCAGCCCCUUUUUGGGGAUGGGGCCUGACCCCACCUUCCACUGAAGCAUCUCCCCCGUGGGGGCACUGGGACAGAAGGGGGGGUCACAGGAGGGGCUGGGGGGGUUUUUUGGGAUGUGAACAGCACCCAGCCCUUCUCCCUGGGCUCAUUCCUGCUGCCUCCCUUACUGCUUUCCGCCCCCCUCAGCACCCCCCACCAUCCCAUGCCUCCCUGGGUUUUUUUCAGCCACGUUUGGGCAAGAAAGGAGAUUUUGGGGGGACCAAAACCCAAAGGGGAAAGGGGUGAUGCUGCUGGGGGGGGUCCCCAGGGCUGGAGGGGGCACAUGGAAGGCGGGGGCGGGCAGAGCCAGGCAGGAGGGAUCGGGGGGUCCCCCCCUCUCGGUGUGACAGACGGCGGCAGGAUUAGCCGGGAUUUGGCAUUUAGGUUGAUUCACUGAAAAUAUAAUCCUUGUUCAAUGAUACUAAACAAAUGAAUUAAGUCAAUAAAAGAUGUUUCUUACA